This is a messenger RNA of Piliocolobus tephrosceles (Ugandan red Colobus), 1641 nucleotides long. It is a transcript of the gene SLC46A2, whose product is annotated as solute carrier family 46 member 2. Gene Ontology annotation, cellular component: membrane. Gene Ontology annotation, molecular function: transmembrane transporter activity. The coding region runs from base 512 to 799 and encodes 95 amino acids. Gene Ontology annotation, biological process: transmembrane transport. The record is from RefSeq and is a predicted model, not a curated record. NCBI's taxonomy places the organism in Eukaryota, Metazoa, Chordata, Mammalia, Primates, Cercopithecidae. The transcript is spliced from 3 exons.
CACACACACACACACUGCAUCUGGCUAAUCAAUAGAGCUUGAGAGCUAGGCAGUGGGUGCGUUCAUGGGACACAUUGCUGAAGGCAAUUUGCCAAAGCUCCUGGGACCAUCUCUCAGAGAUGUUCACUAAUGUCAAGGACAGACACUUCUCUCCUGGAGAAACAAGGAAAGGGGCCUGUGUCCCUUUGGUGGCACCAGUUCCACUUCCCUAGUGAUCACUUAAUUCCACCAGUAAAGAUACAUUUCAUCAUCUGUCACCAUGUCGACUGUGCCCGGCCACCUUGCAGACUGAUAUGCGGCACACACAGCAGCAUCAGAGCUCAGAGGGUCACAGACUGGUCAAGGGAGGGCGCUAGUGUGCCAGCAGAGAAAUGACUUCCUCCAGGUCAAGCCACAUUCAGAUUGUGGGGAGAUGGGGAUUCUAAGAGAGGCUUUUGCUAAUUUCCUCCUUGGCCCAGGCUGGGCUACAGCAAGGAGUGUUCCUGUGUGAUCUCUUUCAGCUCGAGCCGUCAUGCUGUUUGCUCUCAUCCCCGUCACAACCAUCCGAUCAGCUAUGUCCAAACUCAUAAAGGGCUCCUCUUAUGGAAAGGUGUUUGUCAUACUGCAGCUGUCCUUGGCUCUGACUGGCGUGGUGACAUCGACCUUGUACAACAAGAUCUAUCAGCUCACCAUGGACAUGUUUGUGGGCUCCUGCUUUGCUCUCUCCUCCUUUCUCUCCUUCCUGGCCAUCAUCCCAAUUAGCAUCGUGGCCUAUAAACAAGUCCCAUGGUCACCAUAUGGAGACAUCACAGAGAAAUGAAAAUGCUUACCUGCAGGAGCUGAAAACACCAGCCAUGGCCAGGCCCCCAGAAGACAAAAGAAGGGACCAGGGAACUGGUGACCAAAGCAACCCACUGCUAAAGAAACCCACGUUCCAGGCAGAGUUGGCCUCAGUAUGACCUGCUUUGGCUCAGGGAUCCCUGGUGGAUGGGGAAAAGCAUUUUCCUGGUGAUGGAAAAACGUUCUUAGCUUUAAGAUACCCCUAUUAGGCAGAGAUUGGGUUCUGUGACAGCAGAACAUGAGCUUAAGGGUUAUAGGCGGGCUGCAUACAGCAGUCCCAGGCCCUGUGAGGGGUUUCAGACCCCAGCUACAGCAAGCCUGCCCCUUUUCUUCAAGGGAUUGUCUUGAGGGCUCCAAGGUAUAGCUAACUAGUCACUAGGAUGCUGUGCUGAAAGUCCCAUGGGAGAACUCAAAGCGUGGAUUAUCACAGCCUGAGGGGAAUGUGGAAGGAAUGUUUUGUAAGAACCACCAACAGUUUUGCACGAACAAUGUCUUUUAAAUUAAAAUAAAACCUUGAAAAAAGCCAGCUUUCUUUCCUGAGUCUUUCUUGGCUACAAACACUCAGGAGGGGGAUGGAGCUCAGACCCUUGUCUUCUGGGUAGUUUUGUUAUUACUGUUGCUUUUAAGAAGCAAAUGUCACAAGGCUUUCUUCAAUGGGAUAUUCAAUUGAGUACUUCCGGUCAACAGUGCUUCCCCAAGUGAGUGGUGUGAAGGAGGAGGAGGUACAUUAAGAGCUGUUUUAUUUGAGGUACUCAUUUUUAUAACCUCGUUUACUUGGAUUUAUAAAAGCAGACUCACCUAAUAAAAUCAACAUUCAUUGUA